UUUAAUUUCAGACAACCUUAUGCUGCUUUAUCUUCAAUGAGUGCUCAUAUGCAUUGAGCAAUAUUGACUAUGAAACUUUUGUUCAUAUAUAAAUAUAUAACAUAACAAAGGCAAUAUGCCUAUGGCAAAGGUAACGGCGAAACACACACAACAAGCAACACCUUGUUGCUUAUUGGUGCGACAUUGUUGUCAUUGUCACUAAUAAUAGCAACAUAAAUUCUCAUUACCUUAGUGAAUCGAAUGGUUGAGAAACAAAACAUGAGAACCGGCAAGCUGACUGACCCUUACACACAUAUACUUGAUCUACUCAACGAUUUUUUGCUGCCGCUUACUGGAAUGAUGUAAUCUUAUUUGACAUCCUUAAGGGAAAAGAGAUCCAUACGACCCAUCUUUACAGAGGGCGUUCGGAAGAGAAAACUGCUACGCUAAGUUUCUUGCCCAUUUUAUCAUAUCGCAUCGACAAAGAUUACUCGGAGCUUGUACAUGUAUCUUUAUUGAACAGCAUGGAUUCCGCACAAAACGCUUCAACCUUAGGCCACGAAACAUACAUUUCCCGAGAGCGCACCGUGUGUCAUCCGCUAAAGCAGGCGCUCCGCGCUGUGCCUGUUAGGGUCUCAAAACUCUUCUAGCGUAGGUGGCGGAAUAUUCUAGUUUCAACCUUUUGUUGAGUCAACUGACAUCCCAGAAGGUGAUAACCUGAAUCCAGUCGUUCUUUUUUUGCUGCUUAAGGAUCUGGUCCUCCGCAUUUAAGAUCCAGUAGGACACGUAAAAGAGCUGGUUUGCGCCGAUGAACUUAUCCUAUUUGGAAAGGAUUAGCUUCACGCCCAGCAAUAUCUCGCAAGGUUCUUUAUUUAAAUGAUAUGGUACUCGUGAUCAACAUAAGCAAGGAGGUCGCAAAGGCCGCCUCGUUGUUAUCGCCGUACUCGAUAUAGGACGAACGGCUCUGAUGUAUCUAAUCACCUUGAAGUAUCUAGGUAUAAUUUUACUUACAAGCAGCCGAAUGUACAAACAGCAAACCGCAUCAGAAGCACAGCAUGGCAUGUGGUGGCGAGUGUGGAAAUACCAACUUUCUCCAAACUUUCCUUACAAACGGCGCCAGCCCUGUUUGACAUUAAGGUGGGUUAAGUACCUUUCUUCAGAACUGUGGAUUAUGUGAGAACACCUCUGCUUGGCACAGUUAAAAAAAAGCUUAACAAAUUACCCUUUAUUUCUAAAACGCUCUAUGAGACUACAUGCCAUAUCAUAGAACAGAUACGUGUGCCUCUUAAGGCAGCUAUUUGCACCGAAUCUGGCAUGCAAACGUUGCACUAUUUCCGCUUAUUUAGAAUCUAUCUCCACAAAAAGAUGGCGGAGAUCGAUCCCGACUUCUACAACAGGAGAAGGCAUGACUCAUGAAAUAUGGAAAAAGACAAAAAGGGAACCAACCGAUACAUAAAUACGCACUUCGCAGGUACAUGAGUUUCACUGCAUCCUAUGUGGUACGCAGGGUUUUCAUUUGCCAGGCGCUACGUGCGUUUGCACAAGAUUUGGUGAAAUAUGCCUGAAGUGCCAUGUGGCGUCAUGUAUUGCAGCAACUUCGCUGAACGGUCUUUCAAGCCGGGCCAUUAAUCUUGAAAUGUUCAUACAUUCACGUAGUGAAACAGCGUUUAUGUACGCAUAGAAAAACAUUUGUAUUUCUAAGUUGUUCAGUCACCGUUUGUCAGCUCAUAGCAUUUCUCUAAAUGGCGGUGCUUUGAAUCAUGUCUACUGUUUCGCGUUUUUCAGCUCGUCUAUUUACGGACCACUUUACCACGUGGCUUUCAUUGGAGCUGUGGCGUCAGCUACACGUUCAGCGAGUGCGGAUGGGUCUCAUAGGGGAUGUGUCGCCACGCAGACUCUAUCCAGACAUCCCUGACCCGAAGGGUGAAUGUCCUGCAGUUGAAGUGAUGCGAUUCCGCCAUCCCCAAGGUUAUUAUGCUAUGUCACAUGUGCCACGCGGAAACAGUGUUCUUUUUCUUUUUGGCAGAAAUGGCGUACUUUUCCGCGUAGGCAACAUUGUCCAGCACCGAAUUACGGGCUAUCGUGGAGUUGUAGUUGGAUGGGACUUACGAGCUCGUGCACCACACGAUUGGUUUAAGGCGCAUUACGAGCCAGACAACGUACUAGCUGCACAUAUUCGGUCGGAACCCCACUACGCUGUUCUAGUCGAUAUCCGGGAUCGAUCACCACCUCAGAUGGUGUACGUGCCCCAGCAUUUGCUCAUCCGAUACCAGCUACCGCAGAUAGCUGCCUCUACGCCGCGGGCUGCGUUUGAGCAGGUUGUUCACCCAGUGCUAGAGGAUUACUUCGUUGACUUCAAUGGACUCAACUACGUUCCUCGACCUUGGCUCAGGGCACUUUAUCCUCGUGACUAGCAGUUUAUGUAGGUCUUAAGCCGUGACCUACGAAUAAAUAAAGACGGCAAGACAGACAUGCUCAUUGAAGGAAGUUACGUAGUUAAAGGAGCAGCACAACAAAGAUACCAAAAACCAGAAAUAAAUCGCCAGCGGGCUAUUAUCUUC
This is a messenger RNA of Varroa destructor (honeybee mite), 2540 nucleotides long. RefSeq lists its product as uncharacterized. Lineage: Eukaryota; Metazoa; Arthropoda; Arachnida; Mesostigmata; Varroidae. Gene Ontology annotation, molecular function: DNA binding. The record is from RefSeq and is a predicted model, not a curated record.